Messenger RNA from Desarmillaria tabescens, 748 nucleotides. RefSeq names its product cytochrome b-c1 complex subunit 8. The record is from RefSeq and is a predicted model, not a curated record. Gene Ontology annotation, biological process: mitochondrial electron transport, ubiquinol to cytochrome c. The transcript is spliced from 5 exons. Bases 226 to 534 code for a protein of 102 amino acids. Lineage: Eukaryota; Fungi; Basidiomycota; Agaricomycetes; Agaricales; Physalacriaceae.
UGGUGGGUAAUCAUUUUGUGCUGCAGAGAUACUCAAUAUUUGUCGAUAACGAUAGCAACGAGACUUACAAGGGUGUGGUGGAAGAGGUAUGGGAAAUACCAUGAAAUGACGUUGCGCCACGUUUGAGAGCGAUUGUUUGACUGUAUUUGGAUCGAAAGCUAACCGGGACGGAACGGCGCCAACGCUGGGCACGACCAGCACAUUUACUCUUGAACAUUGCCUACCAUGAGACCGACACUCAUUCGUUAUGGAGAAAUGCCUGGGCCCCAGCGUGCAUGGAGUUCGUGGUGGGGUGACAAGCACGGCGGCACGAGGAUGAAGGGUGUAUACCAAUACACCCUCUCUCCCUUCCAAGCAAAGGCCGGUCCAAAUUGGGCCCGCGAAUAUUUAUUCCAGGGUUACAGGCGCGUAGCUGCUGAGGUUCCAUAUUGGAUUGUUCCUUUUGCUUUGGGUUACGGGAUCUAUACGUGGGCAAAUAACUACACGAAGUACCACGAUAGCAAGGCCGCCCAUGUGGCUGAACAUCACGAGUGAUGGUUGGACUCGAAAUACGAGUUCUAACGCGUUACGGAUGUUUCCAUCUUUUCUCACCCCAAUACAAGUUACGUUAUAUCGCCUAGGGACAAGAAGGAAUUCGAUUAGACGUUUGAAAUCAAAAGGUGUUCUCCGAAAUUAUGAAGUUCUUGAAGUUCACUUGCUGGCCGGAUGGCCUUGCGGAACAUUAGGACGUACGUCGCAGGUAAAAUCA